Tribolium madens (black flour beetle) is the source of this 688-nucleotide messenger RNA. RefSeq names its product transmembrane protein 242. The coding region runs from base 196 to 621 and encodes 141 amino acids. NCBI's taxonomy places the organism in Eukaryota, Metazoa, Arthropoda, Insecta, Coleoptera, Tenebrionidae. The record is from RefSeq and is a predicted model, not a curated record. The transcript is spliced from 3 exons.
CCAUACUAUUCCAUACCGCUCAAAAUUCCCACUUACGUCACCUCAAAACUAUGUCAUGGACAUAUUUUUAUUCAAAAUAAGGCAAUAGCAAUAAUAACCGCACUCAAGGCAACUCUCGUGCCUUUUUAAACCUCUCAUAAUUAUUUUGCCUUUGACUUUUCUUUAAAAAACUUAUCAUGCGACUCUAACCUCAAAAUGGACACCAACGCAAAACCGCGAUAUUCUCCCGAAUUCAAACUGAAAGCUGGAAUUUUUCUUGCUGGUGUCUCAGGAAUAUCAGCCCUUGUUGGUUUUGGAGCCACUUUGGCCGCUGCAAAGAAACAAGACCCCAAAUUUUUCGGAAAAGGGAUGGAGGGGUCGCGCACCAUGGGUGAAACUGGGGCUAGUUUGGCCUUACGGGCUUUGGGUUGGGGCACUUUGUAUGCAGUGACAGGGUGUGGAGUUUUAUUUUAUGCUAUUUGGAAAGUGUCGGGGGCACAAAAUUUUGAAGAAUUUAGACACAAGGUUGGUAGCAUUUUGCCAAGAAUACCCAAAAAUGAGCCACAAGGAAGGACUGAGUUUAGUGGAUUGAAUGAUCUUUUAGAUUAUUUGCAACAUCAGAGAAGUAAAAAAGAUAAGUAGCAACGUGUAAAAUUAAUUUAUUAAUAAAUAAGUAAAUAAAGUUAAUCAUAUUUUAUAGAUUGUAAAA